Molecule: messenger RNA, 1671 nt
Organism: Stomoxys calcitrans (stable fly)
Lineage: Eukaryota; Metazoa; Arthropoda; Insecta; Diptera; Muscidae
Gene: Abi
Product: abl interactor 2
Exons: 7
Coding region: 170-1600 (476 amino acids)
Molecular function (GO): SH3 domain binding
Source: RefSeq, a predicted model, not a curated record
UUUAGGUGAAUACAUUAAAGAUGGAGAAGUGAUGUGAAAAUAGGUUUCUUCCUAAAAUUUAGCACAAAAGUAAACAAAUUAAUUGAAAUUAUAGCAAAAAAAUUGUAAAAUUUUAAAUAGUAAAAGCCACUUCAACCGUGUGAGUCUCUAAACCCCGCGCGAGAGUGUUAUGGUCAUGGGUGAGAACAUUAUGGACGAAUUAGCAUCACUGAUACGCACGGAAAUCCCAGAUGGACGUCAAAGCCUACGCGAUAGUUAUACCAACCUGGAAAGGGUGGCUGACUAUUGUGAGGACACCUAUUAUAGAGCCGACAAUAAAAAGGCCGCCCUGGAGGCUACCAAGAACUAUACAACGCAAUCGUUGGCCAGUGUUGCUUAUCAAAUAAACACCCUGGCCUAUAGUUAUAUGCAGUUGUUGGAACUGCAAGCACAGCAAUUAAGUGAAAUGGAGUCGCAAAUGAAUCAUAUCGCUCAAACGGUGCAGAUACACAAGGAAAAAGUUGCCAGGAGAGAAAUUGGUGUUCUUACGGCAAAUAAAGUGAGCACCCGACAAUUUAAGAUUGUCGCACCCAUCAAUCCGGAAAAACCAAUUAAGUAUGUGCGUAAAGGCAUUGAUUAUUCAAUACUCGACGAUAUUGGUCAUAGUGUGAAUACCAAUCAAAAUAAUCGCAAUCAAAAGCAUCGUGGUUCUUCCCAUGGAUCCGUACAAUCACUGGCCCAGCCAUCUGCGGUGGGACCACCACCCACAACCAAACCGCCAACUCCACCUCAAAUGUCACGUGGAAAUACUGGCACUUUGGGUAAAUCGUCGGUCAGCAAUACUGGUACUUUGGGUAAAAGUUCUCGAGAAUAUCGUACCCCACCCGUGGUCAAUCCACCACAAGUACCUUCUCAUUAUGCUCCCAAUUAUCCCAUAGGACAUCCAAAGCGUUUGUCCACAGCUUCUUCGAGUACAACGGCAACCGGUGUUAGCAGUACCGGCAUUGGCGGAUCGACGAACAAUGAACGUGCUGCUGGAUACAGCGCUCUUCCAAUGCCACCAAGCCAACAAAUAGCUACACAUGUCAAUUUGCCUUCAGCUGGCAUGAUGCAAUCUUUACCGCCACCACUAACGACAACCUAUGAUGAUCGUAACAGUAUGCCACCACCACCUUCUCCACUGACGGUUUCACAACAUGAAAUAACUGAACAAAGUCACAUUGGUAUGCAUACAUUGGGCCGAAAUCAUAAUAGAAAUGGCAACAGGAACCAUUUCAGUUUGAAUUUCGCUAGACCAGGCUCUCAGUCACCACCAUUGCCACCACCACCUCCACCGGAGGAGGAACAUCAGGACUUUGGUAGACCUCGCAAUUCAGCUGGGCAAGGACAAUUGGCUCCAAUUGUACCCGAUGAUCAGAAUCUGCCGGGUUGGGUGCCCAAGAACUAUAUUGAAAAAGUUGUUGCAAUUUAUGAUUACUAUGCUGAUAAAGAUGAUGAGCUAAGCUUCCAGGAGAGCUCAGUAUUAUAUGUUCUUAAAAAGAACGAUGAUGGUUGGUGGGAGGGUGUUAUGGAUGGCGUUACCGGUCUAUUUCCAGGCAAUUAUGUAGAACCAUGUGUUUAAGCGAAACAAAAACGAACCUCUUGCAAUGUUCCCCAUUCAAACAAACACAAAGACAAGAUAAUGGCAUUUUU